Messenger RNA from Dentiscutata heterogama, 126 nucleotides. The record is from the annotation of a GenBank genome assembly. Lineage: Eukaryota; Fungi; Glomeromycota; Glomeromycetes; Diversisporales; Gigasporaceae.
AUGACUACAAGACUUGAUGAAAUCGAACAAGAAUAUCAAACCAAAUUUCAUCAGUUUGCCACAGUUAAUGCUACUAUUCAAGUUCUUGUAAAUAAUAUGGCUCGACAAAAUGAUACAAAUAGAUAG